AUGGAGCAUAAAUUUCUGAUAUGCGUGGACCCACAGACUAGGCUGGUGUAUAGGCUCAACCUUGAAAGUCACGAAGUUACAUAUGAAAAUGGAAUUUCAGAUAGCAUCAAAGAAGGCUACGAAGCCCAAGCAAAAACCUUGGAGACGUUAAAAGGGUUCGAUAUUUCAGUCUGGACUUUUGAGUCAGAGGCCUGCUGAAAUUAUAGGAGAAGGGCACUAUGAAAUUAUUUAUUGCAGCAGGAUGCGUAUCCAUACCCUGCUUAUAUUACAAGUCGUCUCUUCAACGACGAAUAUUUCAUAAUGACUUUUUUUGGCCUUAUUUUUUACGUAUUUUUUUGGUCUUUUUUUUGGAAAUUAUUUUUGGACUUUUUUGUUCAUUUGCUUUAGAAAAGAUUUCAUAUAAACUAUUUCGAGGUGAUUUUCAAUCAAUUUUGUCUUUUGUUUUUGACAGAAGCUAUAUAUAAAGUUUUUCCAUUAAAAUAGCCUAAAAAAUGGUCAAAAAAAACAGGCCAAAAAAAGGCAAAAAAAGGCCAAAAAAAUAGUCGUUGUAAAAUAGGCGUUGUAAGAAGGAACCUUACAAGUAGAGAGCUGAGCUCAGCCUUUGCAGAUGUCACUGAUAUAAAUCUACUAGUUGAUAUUGGCGAUUAUAUCAAUGAAGAUGAGCUUUCUCCGCCAAACUCAGACGAUGAAGGGCUUUAUAAUGAAACCACCAAUUUUAUUUUUAGUAAGGCAGAAAAAACGGUAAGGGUGAAGGCGAGCUUGGUUACGUGCUCGAAUGAAGUUAUUAAAAAUAUGGUAAGACAUGUAUACAAAAACCAUCGUAUAAAACUAAGACCAAAGAGCCAGCUGCAUCAACUUACUUUUAAAGUAAAAGGAAGAAGAGAAUACUUUACUGGAAACUACCCAAUGCUCGCGUACAGGCAAGUUAGAAUUGCUCUUACUCUCCCCAUUUAAUAUCGAACUCUUUGGGGAUAUUUGGGGCUCGAAAAUAAUUAAAUAUUUUUUAUUUAUUGGGAUUUAUAUAAGUAUGAUUUAUAUUUAUAAAUGCUUGAUCCUUUGCUAUUAUAGCCCAAGAAGAAUAAUUUUUUUAGCGAUUAUGAAUGAUGUUCAUUAAAUGGAGGGGAGCCAGAGGAUUGGAGUAUCUCAGUGUAACGCUAACUGAAGUCCCAAAAAAAUGAGAAUCCAAAUUCCCACCUUACGCUGAGGAAGCAGAACACGGGAAGCAUCCGCUUAUGUUUUGAUAUCCUCCAGCUCCUUUGCCUUAUGAACCUGAAAAGCUUGUGCAGAAGAAGCCUUUCCUGUCUAUGCCGAGAAUUUUUCAUUUAAAUAAAAUGAAUCCAACACAAGUAAGAACUGAAAUCACAGAAAAACUAAUGAAAGGGGUAGCGUCAAAUAAAGAAAUGUUCACAGGAGAAUGUGAGUGGCCUUUUCGGGUCAAAAUAUGUGGGCUUGAAGGGAUCUAUAACUUAUACACAGAAGCCUUCUGAGGAAACGCUGUCAAAAACGGAGAAGACACUCCUGCAUAUGUAAUCAUGCCAAAAGCCAAAGAAAAAGGAAAAGACAAAAGCAACCGUGGAAGAAGCCGAAGCACGAAUUCCUAUUUCAGGAAAUCCAGUCUUCCUCUCCUCAACAGAAAACAAAAGUCAAGCUCAAGAACCAGCCUGUCGUCAAGAAAUGCACUUCAAGCUUUGGCUUCAUCUGCACACAUAAAUCAUGGACCUUCCUGCUAUAUUCCUCAAGAUCUUUCAGCUCAAUUUAGGCUUCCGUUUACUCCGUAUGUACUUAGCUUCGAAGUAAUGCUUCUUUAUGGGGAUUCAAUUCUUAGACCUUCAUGCUACAAGCAAAUUAAAUUUUAUCCGUUCCAGUACUACUCAAGGUUCUAUCAACUUGUAGAUUUGAAAAUCAAAAUAUCAGAGCUGCCGAAGGAAACGAGGCUGGGGAUCAAUAUAUAUACUGUUGGGCAUAGUGGGGUUAGACUAGGUUAUUAAAGACAGAUGCUAGCCAUGUUGGUGACUAAGUACCAAAGACCUCCAAUUGAGGUUCAUCCGCUUUUCUACUCCAGUCCAUAGGGUCUAUCCCCCCAAUAAUUGGUGCAACUGCGUACCUUCUGUCUCCUCCUUGCCUUUGCAGUUUCAGUUGAGUGGGCGACUUAUGGAUUUCUGCGGCCCUGCUACGGGCGAUUGGAGUAGCUUGAUUCCAAGGAUCAACUCCUUGGAGUCCGUCGGGUAUGGAAGUGCCUUCCUUCAACAGCUACAGGAAAAAGACUACUUCUCUAUGGCCUGGGCAGAAACCCCCCAGCUUCUCAUAGGAAUGCUUAUGUGUCCUCGAAUCCAAAAGGAGUUGAUGAACACCUCCAUUUCCAACCACAGGAAAGCAGCCAAAACCUACCUGGAUACACAUCUCUUUUGCUGCACUUGAUUCUUAACUCAGAGUCCAUCCCAGUUCGCCGUAGCCAUAAGUUUGGACUGUUGCUCCAAGAGUGCAGGCUAAAGUGUCGCCAUUUUAAUGUAUAGCGCUUUCCCGAGGAUGGCGCCAUUCCGCGCCAUCGUCGGGAAAGCGCUAUAUAUGUUUGUGGGCAUAGUGGGGAAACUGCUCUUCUGGGGUGUGCGAUAAAAACGCUCUUUGAUGAGCGAGGAGUGAUGAGGACUGGGCUAAUAGCGCUUAAUAUUUGACCAUUUUAUAGGGUGGAGGACAGGCUAGCUUGUAUGGAAGAAUACCAUGGGAUAAGCACCGAAAUCACUGGUCCAAGACCGUCUAAUGUGAUGUUGAAAAAUAAUUUGGAAUAUGCAAGAAUUUAUGUUCAAUUCGAAAAAUUCAUUACUUCAGAAGUAACCUGGAGUCUAAAGGACUAUAAUUAUAUGAAAAAGGUGUAUAGGAGGUUAUCAAGGCCGUAUAGGUCUACAAUAGCUGCAAAAAAUCGCCAAACAAGAACGAAAACUAGCAUGAAUAAUAAUGCAGGGAUCAGUGGAUAUCUUGGAGAUGACGGGCAUGAGGAAGAGGAUGGGAAAUUAUUAGAAACCCGUCCACAAAUUGAAGAGCUUGCAAGCCUAGAAAAAGUCCUGCUGCAUGACCCAUUGAGUGAGCUGACUGAAGAAGAAAGAAGGCUACUUUUUAUUUGUAGAGACCACUAUAAAACUCUUCCAUUAGCUCUACCACUAUUUUUGAAAUCAGUCAACUGAAGUCGGCCGCUGCAGGUCAAAGAAGCUUACAGGAUGCUUGAAAACUGGAGCCAGAUGCAGCCAGAAGAUGCACUAAGUCUUCUUAAUGCAGAUUUUCCUGAUGAAAAUGUUAGACUUUAUGCAUGCCGAAGAAUUGCUCAGCUCCCAGACGACGAUUUAGCACUUUAUAUGCCUCAGCUGGCACAAGCCUUAUGCUUUGAGUCACAGCACUAUAGUCCUCUUGGUGAGCUUCUAAUAGAAAGAUCCUUAAAAAACCCUUACAUUGUAGGGCAUGAGCUUUUUUGGGAGCUCCGGAGCCAAUUACAUGUGAAAGCUCUUUGUGAAAGGCUUGGGCUUAUAUUAGAACAAUUUUUGAUGCUUUGUGGGUCAUAUAGAGAAGAUUUAUUCAAAGAAGUUAAUAUGAUAGAAUUAUUCAGCUAUAUGAGCAUUGCCAUCAAAGACAAAGAAACUCAUGCGGAAAGAAUUGCAUAUUUAAGGAAGCUUUUAUCAGAAAAUAUGAGCAGAAUUGACGAUUAUUUCACUGAGCCUGUUGACUCUGCAAUGGAAGCUAAAGGAAUAUUGCACACUGCAAAAUUUCUACAUAUGUUUCAUUUGCCAAUUCCAUUUUGAAACGCGAAGACUCCCCUUUCUGACAUUCACGUGCCAAAAUGGAAUAUGCACGUAAGCGCCAUAGCUAAAUCGUAUAAUGCUUAAUAAAAAUAGAUAAAAGUAAAGUCAUGAGCUCAAAAAAAAUGCCGCUUUGGCUUACUCUUAUUAACUCUGAGAUGAACUCAGGCGACAUCCCCAUCAUCUUUAAGAAUGGAGACGACUUAAGACAAGACGUGCUUACUUUGCAAAUGAUAAGGGUGAUGGAUAUGAUUUGGCUUGAAAAUGGCUUGGAUCUUCGUAUGAAACCUUAUAGAGUGGUGGCAACUGCAGACAAAUCAGGCGUCAUCCAAGUGGUUCCACAGUCAAAAACCACAGCAGACAUCCAAACAUCAUAUGGUGGCGCUUUAGGAGCCUUGAAAAAGCAACCUUUGAAAGAGUAUCUCAAAGAGCACAACCCAAAAGAAGACCAGUACGAUAAAUCAUUUGACAAUUUCAUAAGGAGCUGCGCUGGAUACUGUGUUGCUACCUAUAUACUUGGAAUUGGUGAUAGGCAUAACGACAAUAUCAUGCUCACUGAGACUGGGCACCUAUUCCACAUAGACUUCGGUCACUUUUUAGGAAACUUUAAGCAAAAGUUCGGUAUUAAAAGAGAAAGGAGUAAAUUCGUGCUGACAGAAGAAAUGGCCUAUGUUAUGGGUGGAAAAGAAAGUGAUGGGUUUGUGCUGUUUAAGGAUUACUGCUGCAAAGCAUACAAUCUUGUAAGAAAGCAUGGAAGGAGGCUUAUUAACCUGUUCUUGAUGAUGAUUUCUGCUGGAAUUCUAGAGCUCCCAAGCAAGAAUGAAAUCAAUUAUUUGCGAGAAAUGCUAUCUUUGAAGCUUACCGAAAUGGAAGCUGAUAAUAAGUUCACUAAAGAAAUUGAAAACGCUCUCAACAAUACUUUCAGAAGAAUUGACAAUCUUAUUCAUACUUUUAAGCACUAA
Messenger RNA from Blepharisma stoltei, 4747 nucleotides. Lineage: Eukaryota; Ciliophora; Heterotrichea; Heterotrichida; Blepharismidae. The record is from the annotation of a GenBank genome assembly.